Aaosphaeria arxii CBS 175.79 is the source of this 811-nucleotide messenger RNA. RefSeq lists its product as uncharacterized. The record is from RefSeq and is a predicted model, not a curated record. Bases 27 to 644 code for a protein of 205 amino acids. The transcript is spliced from 2 exons. NCBI's taxonomy places the organism in Eukaryota, Fungi, Ascomycota, Dothideomycetes, Pleosporales.
UGAUCGUGGCAGACAUUCCGCAGAUUAUGGAACUCUACAACUACUAUGUCGCAAACACGAUUAGUGCACACGAAUUUCUCCCUCGGACUGUACCACAGAUGACUCUUCGGGUGCAGAACGUGAUGAAUGCCGGACUACCUUGGAUCGUCGCCAUCCACCGUGCAGGAACUCGGAAUAAUCAAGAUUACUUCACGGAGCAGGUGGUAGGGUUUGCAAAUAUUGACGAUUUCGUCGAGCCUGGAAGCAUGUAUCGAUACAGCUUCGAUCUAGAGAUUUUCGUUCACGUCGAUUACUGCAAGAUGGGUAUUGGGAGUUGCUUGUUGGAUCGUAUGCUCGAAAUGUGUGACACUUCUCAUUUCCUGAGGGGCGGUUAUGACUGGAUCAAUCGGGACGACUACCUCAAGAAUGGUCCAUCGCGGGUGGUCAAGACCAUCAACUUCACAUUUCCUCACGAUGCCAAUGACCAAGGCCAGCCUAAGCAAGUCGACAGCAUCAAGAAAUGGCUCAAGAGCUUUGGUUUCAGGGCCUCUGGUCAUUUGCACCAAGUCGGGUUCAAAUUGGGCAAGACAGUCGACACUUCGAUCUUUCAGCGUUCCACCACUGAGGAGAUUGUCGCGGACCAAAGGCCUGACCAUCCGCUCUAGUCGACGCGUCUACAAUCUCCAAACCGAAUGUCCAACGGAUUGUUCUCGAAGAAGACCUGAUCACACGAUACAUCCAGUGGGUUUUCUUUUCUUUCCUCUCAAGGCCUUUCACAGCCCAACUUUCAACUCACAUACCCGAAUCGAUGACACACACGCAUAGAGAGUAG